Messenger RNA from Amblyraja radiata (thorny skate), 948 nucleotides. Its product is annotated as aquaporin FA-CHIP. The record is from RefSeq and is a predicted model, not a curated record. Gene Ontology annotation, molecular function: water channel activity; glycerol transmembrane transporter activity; carbon dioxide transmembrane transporter activity. The transcript has 4 exons. NCBI's taxonomy places the organism in Eukaryota, Metazoa, Chordata, Chondrichthyes, Rajiformes, Rajidae. The coding region runs from base 139 to 933 and encodes 264 amino acids. Gene Ontology annotation, biological process: renal water transport; hyperosmotic response; carbon dioxide transmembrane transport. Gene Ontology annotation, cellular component: membrane.
CGGCCCCUCCCUUAGUCUGAAACUUGCGAGGAGUUAGUGGAUACAUUUCCACUGCCGUCUCACGGGGAACUGCUGUUAUUUUUGGGGAGACGGUGUAGGCUGGCAAAGGGUGAAGGUGAAUCUGUGACAACAGCGAGAAUGAUGAGGGAGGUCCGGCGCUGCUCCUUUUGGAGAGGAGUACUGGGGGAAUUUGUGGGAAUGACCAUCUUCGUUUUUCUCAGCACGGGCUCGGCCACCAAGUGGACUCCGAACGGGUUCCCCGCCGACGUGGUACAGAUCGCCCUGACAUUCGGCCUGUCCAUCGCCACUUUAGCCCAGUGUCUGGGGCACGUCAGCGGCGCUCAUCUCAACCCCGCCGUCACCUUGGCUCUGCUCACCGGCUGCCGCCUCAGUGUGUGGCGGGCACUGGCUUAUGUAGGCGCUCAGAUGCUGGGAGCCGUCACUGCCAGCGCUAUUCUGCUGGGGGUCACCCCUAAUUCCAGGAACAGCACCCUGGGACUCAACGCGCUGGCAGAGGACGUGACACCGGGGCAGGGUCUGGGCAUCGAGAUCAUCAUCACCUUCCAGCUGGCGCUCUGCGUCUUUGCCACAACGGACAAGCAGAGGUCCGACCUCACCGGCUCCGGCCCGUUGGCCAUCGGGCUCUCGGUUGUCAUCGGCCACCUGAUGGCGAUUGGCUUCACUGGAUGUGGGAUGAAUCCAGCACGGUCCUUCGGGCCAGCCGCUGUUACUGGUGACUUCACGAAUCAUUGGCUGUACUGGGUGGGCCCGGUGAUCGGAGGGGUUGCCGCCGCGCUGUUCUACGACUUUGUGCUGACCAGCCGACCCGAGGAUGCGUCUGAGCGGCUGAAGGUAUUGACCAGCGGCCCGGCCGAGGAGUACGACGUGGAGGGCGAGCGUGACAGCGCCAGGAUGGAAAUGAAGCCCAAGUGAAGGCGGGGGACUGCA